UGAUACAGAAUUGGAUGAUUCCAGCACCUUUGAUGAAUUGUAAUCUAAAUAUAAACAUAUAGAAGAUUUUUUUAAUAGGUUAAGUUGAGCAGCUGAUAUUUAGACAAACGUGACACAUCUCUGCACCUCACCAAAGACGAACGCGUGGACCAUGUGAUUGUACCGCAUCGCUGAAGCAAGUCUCUGGUUCUUCUCGGUGGGUUACAGAGAGAGGGAGAGAGAGCGAUGGAGGGGGGCGGGGUGGAGAGACGGAUGUGAGCGCGCGUGGACCCCACCGUCGCAGUCCUUCCCGAGGAUGUAUCCAGCAGCCAUGGUCCUGCCGCGCGCCCUGCGUCUGUGUGUGAGUGACAGGAUCCCAUGGUCAUUCAUGUAAUAUUUUUGAUAUCCAAGAUCGGAUGGUUCAUCUCCUCAGUGCGGAUCUUAUCCGGAGGACAUACGGAUAUCAACAAUGGCUUUGGUAAUGGAACCCAUCAGUAAAUGGACUCCCAAACAAGUGCUGGAUUGGAUGAAAGGGUUGGACGACUGUCUGCUCCAGUACAUAAAGACGUUUGAGCGUGAGCGCAUCAACGGAGAGCAGCUCCUGCACAUCACCCACCAGGAGCUGGAGGAGCUGGGGGUGACACGCAUCGGACACCAGGAGCUCAUCCUGGAGGCUGUGGACCUGCUCUGUGCUCUGAACUAUGGGUUAGAGACUGAGAACCUGAGAACACUGUCACACAAGCUGAACGCUUCAGCCAAGAACCUCCAGAACUUUAUCACCGGCCGUCGCCGCGGCGGCCACUAUGAUGGGCGGGCAUCGCGUCGCCUGCCUAACGACUUCCUGACCUCGGUGGUUGACCUCAUCGGGGCAGCCAAGAACCUCCUGGCCUGGCUGGACAGAUCACCCUUUGUGAGUGUGACUGAGUACUCCGUGUUGAAGAAUAAUAUUGUUCAGCUCUGCCUGGAGUUAACUACUAUUGUUCAACAGGACUGCACUGUGUAUGAGACCGAGAACAAAAUCCUACAUGUGUGUAAGACGCUGUCGGGGAUCUGUGAGCACAUCAUCUCGCUGUCGUCUGACUCGCUGGUGUCCCAGUCGGCCCAUCUGGAGGUGGUCCACCUGACCAACGUCAUGCCCAGCGAAGGCCUGGGCAUGUACAUCAAGUCUACUUAUGACGGACUCCAUGUCAUCACUGGAACUACAGAAAAUUCUCCGGCUGAUCAGUGCAAAAAGAUCCAUGCGGGAGAUGAGGUGAUACAGGUCAAUCAUCAGACAGUGGUGGGGUGGCAGCUGAAGAAUCUGGUGAAUUCUCUACGGGAGGACCCCAGUGGAGUCAUCCUGACCCUGAAGAAGAGGCCGCAGAACACGCUGACCUCAGCCCCGGCCCUGCUCAAGAACGCCCGCUGGAAACCCCUGGCCCUUCAGCCCAUUCCCACGAGUCCCUGCAGUGAGUCGCCCACUCCGCCCAGCACCCUGGGCUCACUUGGCCUGUCCCCUGGGCUGGACACGCCAGGCAGCCAUGACGUCUUCAUACUGUCCCCUGUCUCUGGAGUCUAUGGACACAGGGAGGAGGAGAUGGAGAGGGGCGGAUUUGGUGUGUUCGGAAGCUCCGAGUCUCCAGGCUUCUUUGUGGACCAGGAGGGGGGUCCGUACUUCCCCUUACUGGAGGAGGAGGGGGGCAGAUCCACAGGGCUACGCCGCAGAGACAGGACCCCCACACAUGGUGACCACAGGCCUGUUUCUAUGGCAAACGAGUGGAUGUCCGAGCCUCAGGAGGCUGGAGUGUACAAGAGAGGAAGCCGAGACUCAGACUCCUCUCUCUUGCGCUUCAUGAGUGAUGACAGGAUCAUGGUGAUCCAGGAGGAGGGCGAGUUUGCUCGGGACUUCCAGCGUGACACAAGCCGGCGCUCCAGAAGGAAGAGCCGCAAUCCCAGCAGCCCCAGCUAUCCCAUCAGCCCCUCCAUGCUGGUUCCCCCAGUCAGGCUGGACGCAGGACCUCCUGAGGGGCUGCCCUUUCCAGUGCCCGACAACAACACUGUGCCACACUAUCAUCGUGCUGGCGACACACUCCGCGCCGAUACGGACAGGUAUGCAAGUUCUGCCAUUGACAGACAAGCAGGAACAUCAAUGAGGAAGUCAGUGCACUAUGCUUCUUUAAGGACUAAGACCAAAAAGAAGAGUAAAGGGUCACUGAGCAAUGCGAGCCGUAGGAGGAUCGCUUGUAAGGACCUGGGCCACGGUGACUGUGAGGGCUGGCUGUGGAAGAAGAAGGAUGACACGGGCUACUUCACCCAAAAAUGGAAGAAGUACUGGUUUGUCCUGAAGGACUCCGACCUCUACUGGUACACCAAUCAGAAUGAUGAGAAGGCAGAGGGUUUCAUCAGUUUGCCAGAGUUCAGGAUAGACAGAGCAAUCGAGUGCAGGAGGAAACAUGCUUUCAAGGCCUGCCAUCCAAAAAUCAAGAGUUUCUUCUUUGCCACGGACCAUUUAGAGGAAAUGAAUAGAUGGAUGAAUCGUUUGGGACUGGCUGCCAUUGGAUACACCCCAGAUGAUCCUGUGCCCCGCCCAGAUGAAGACUACUGGAGUGAAAGUGACCAGGAAGAGAUGGAGGGAUCCAUGACGCUCAAACACGAUAGCUACCACAGAGGACACAGUGCGAACCCCACCAGCCCGUUCCCUGAGCGCCACUUCUCCAGCGGCUCCACCUUCUCCCAUUCCUCGGCCGAGGAGUCGCUCUCCUCCGGCUGCCGCUCCACGCACCGCGAGCGCCGCUCCUGGCAGGACCUGAUCGAGACGCCGCUGACCAGCGCCGGCCUGCACUACCUGCAGACGGGUGAGGGCGAGGGCGACUGGGGCGGCCCGGCGGGACCCCACGGGCCUCUCUCGUCCCUCUCCCCCGAGCACCACCGCCACCAGGCCACGCUCCCUGCACAGCGCCGCCGCGGGCCCCUGGACCGAGACGGACCCUUCCCGCUGACGGACGGCGAGGAGCGGGGCUCACGCAGCAGUGGCGGCGGCGGCGGCGGUGGCGGGGGCAGCCGAGCGCACAACAACAGCCACAGGCAGCAGCGCAGCCACAGCCUGCCGCGCAACCGCGACGCGCAACAGGCCGCCCUGCAGGCGCGCCACACCCACGGCACGCUCCGGCCCCGGGCCCACACGCACCGCGAGGAAGAGGAGGACGAGAGCGGUCAGCGUGCGAGGCGGCAGAGCGGGAGGCCAGGCGCAGAGGGGAGACCGAGGCCGGCGGGACCCGAGACCGAGGGCGGCGGCUUCGGCCGGGUGGAGAGGUGCCGGUGGGCGGCCCAGGGAGCUCUACGACGCUGGGAGCAGGCCAGCCUGUCGGCCUUCGGCCAGCAGCGGCCCUCCACCAAGCAGGAGUUCCGCCGCUCCUUCGCCAAGCGCUGCAACGACCCGGCCACCAACGACCGGCUGCACCGCAUCCGGGCCCUGCGCAGCACGCUGAAGGCCAAAGAGGGCGAUCUGGCCGUCAUCGGUCUGAUUCUGGACGACCCCUGCCUGACUUCGCGGAAGUUCCGGGAGUGGAAGCAGCGCAACCACGAGCUCUUCGUGGACAUCUGCGAGUUCAGCGCGGGCCCACUGGAGCUCGCCUCAGACACCACGGCCGGCGACCUUUCACCUCUGUCACCCACCCUGAUGAUGCACACACACUCCUUCAUCGAGACGCACGUCUGAGGCGAUGAGAUGCACGUCUGAGUCUGUGACGAUGGCCAUCCAUCCACACACACACACACACACACACACACACACAGACACACACACACAUACACACACACACACUCCUUUAAGCCGCCAAAAAAUAGCGUUAUAUACACACGUCAUGUAUAUCAAGAACAAUAAACUUUUACAGACUCUCAUGUCCAUUCACUGUUAUUUACAAAGUCCUAUGCCCUACUACAGAACAGACAUGUAUGUAAACAUGAAAUUUAACACACCCAUAAACUGAUGAAGAAAAACUUGGAAGAAGCACUGUGGAGUCAAGAGACCACUCCUUUACCCCUCAACCCCGACGGACAGCUGACUGAGGAGCCGACACACUGUAACCAACACACACUCACUGUAACUAUGGGAACCAACCAACAACACACACACUGUAACCGUGGUAACGGAUGUGUACUGUGAGCGACUGCAAAAAGCUCACAGACACCACAGACAGUGAAGAGUAAAGGAUGUAAUGUGCUCCCCGAGCCCAUGUGAGCCACUAAUAACAGACUCACUCACCGGAGAUACUGAGGUGCCCCACUGCAUGCCUGAGGGAAAAAAAAGAGUCAUUCUUUCAUAUUUAGUGCUGAAGAGGAAUAUAUGAACAGCAACUACAAGGAACUGAAUAAAACACAGCGAUAAUUGUUCAGGGGCUGUAUCAUUAUCCUCUCUCUCUUUUUUUAAUCAGCUCUUUGGAUUUAUUUUUAUUUUAUUUCCUUUCUUCCCCUCGUAUGCUGCAGGAAGAGCGAUCGAUGUAGCUGUGGGUAAUGGGCUUCUUUCUGUUACCAAGCAACACACCCGCCCUACUGUGUAACUGUAUGCAGCUCUCAAAAUGUGUGAGUGUGUGUGUGUGUGUGUGUGUGUGUGUGUGUGUGUGUGUGUGUGUGUGUGUUUGUGUGUAAGACUGUUUUGAGCAUUUGUGAGUGUACAUAGAUAUCUGUGUGUUGUAGGGGAGAAGAUGGCAUCUGGUGUGUAUGUAUGUAUGUGUGUGUGUGUGUGUGUGUUGUGUGUGUGUGUGUGUGUGUGUGUGUGUGUGUGUGUGUGUGUGUGUGUGUGUGUUUGUGUGUGCCUGUGUUUGUGUGAGUCUUGAAUGAGACAUAUGAUGAGAGUCACACUCCUGACAGGAGUGUUAUUUUCCCUGUAUAUCAUUUAAAGGACUGGAACAUCCAGUGUUUGUAUGUAUUGUUCUAUAAGUUCAAUCGUAUUUAAAAUGCAACGUUUGCAUUGGCUGCUGAGUAACCAUAGGAAUGCAAAUGUAAUGAUUGUUAUUAUUGGUUAAUCUCUUUGCAGCCAUUACAGUGUUUCCAUACCAUAAAGUUUUUCCCUUUGGCAUAUUUAUAUUGUUGGUCAAACAUCUGCAUGGUUUUAAAGAUAUUUCUGCCAUUCUGGCUAAGAAAUGUAUAUAAGAUAAUAGUCUCUUGUUUGCAUAGCUGCAUCCUCUGUUCAAAACUGUGAACUCUUCUUGUGAAUGCAAUCUUCAGAUUCUGUAUCAGCAGAGUCUUUUUACUUCUCUAUUUUGGUUUUUAGAAAAAGAGUGUAAAACAGAAAAAUGCUUUGCGUCUCUGAAAUGACUGUUUCUGCUUCUUCCCGGCAAUAGCUGGGGUUACCUCUUAAACUUUGGGUUGAAUUCAGGUCCUGAGUUUCUCUAAGAAUUUCUGUCUUAUAUGUAUGUAUACUCUUGGUUUCCCUGUGAACUUAUUCAUGGUCCCCUGAAGUCAAAUAUAUCUGAUAUAUGGCAUCGUCCUCAUCUUAGUAUGGCAUCGAGCUAAAAGUCCAUAAUGUCUGAAUCGGGUCACGUUUUUCAACACAUGCAGUACAGUAUAUAAUGAAGAUGUAAUUUUCUUUGUUUUGACUGUGAAUAGAAUCAUUGUGGAAUGUACUUUAAUUGGACUGAAUGUAACCUUUUUGAUGUGGUUAAACAUGUACUUUUUCAGAACAUAGACACCUUAGAGUACAGAGGGGAAGGUGAGGCAUGGAGCGAUGGUGUCACUCCAUACUGUAGGGGAAACAGAGAGAGAGAGGAAGAAAGAGAGAGAGAUAAUUGGAGGAAAGAUGGGAAUUGGAGGAAAGAUGGGAAUUGGAGGAAAGAUGGCAAAAAUCCUAGCACCCCCAUCUCUUAACAGUGAUGAGGUACAUAGUAGAAGCCAGCCAUGUGUCUGAGAUGUGUGUCUGUGUGCAGGUGCGUGUAUACUCACUCACAUGCAUGUGUGUGUGUGUGUGUGUGUGUGUGCGUGUGUGCGUGUGUGCUGGGCUGUAUGAAAUCUGGCCAACGGGUCCCACUGUGUUAUUUUGGGCGUUCGCCCUCCAGGUCACUGCUCUGCUGUAUCAGAUGUAAGUUGCACUGCGACAUUUAAAAAAGGAACAUAUUGCUCUUUUUUUGAAAAUAUAUAAUGAGCGUUUACUCUGUACAAUGACUGACAACGACAAAAAAACAACAAAAAAAAGGUGUUAUAUGAAAGAGAGAGAUACAUUUAUUCUUCCUAUGAUUCAGAGCUAGCCCUUUUUUUCUGAAAAACAUAUAUAAAAAGAUUGUAAAAUUUAAGUUGUAAAAUUAAUAAACUGAAUUAUCUGCACUGUUAAAAA
This is a messenger RNA of Alosa alosa (allis shad), 6286 nucleotides long. Its product is annotated as connector enhancer of kinase suppressor of ras 2. Gene Ontology annotation, biological process: regulation of signal transduction. Lineage: Eukaryota; Metazoa; Chordata; Actinopteri; Clupeiformes; Clupeidae. Bases 449 to 3676 code for a protein of 1075 amino acids. Gene Ontology annotation, cellular component: cytoplasm; membrane. The record is from RefSeq and is a predicted model, not a curated record. The transcript has 24 exons. Gene Ontology annotation, molecular function: protein binding.